AAGAAAUACCAAUAUGCUUAAGGAUACCAAGCUCAAACAAGGAAGUUGUGACAUUUGCUUCCAGUUUUUAUCUUUAAAAAUUGCAUUGUCAAAAGGUGUUGCUGUGAAACAUAUCAUCAUGGUUAUAACCUUCUCUGGCGCCCAGACAUGGAUUUUUGCAGUUCGUCUUUUUAUUUAUUACAUAAUAAGCGAGCAAUAUCAGGUAGUAGAUUCACAAAUCUGUAACAUAGAAAUACUGGAUCCUUUUUGGCCAUCUCAAUGGUACCUGAAUAAAUCUUCGAAUAAGUAUGACAUGAACGUCCUUCCUGCAUGGAGGAGUUGUAUAAAUGGAACUGGGGUUACUGUCGGUGUUGUAGAUAUGGGCAUCCAAAAUCAUUUUGAUCUAAAUGUUAAUAGACGUCUUAACUUUGAUAGCGUAGGCAGGGGUACCGUUGCUGCUUUGAAACAUGGGACUAGAGCAGCUGGUAUUAUAGGGGCAGUGAAAAACAGAUUUCAAACAGUUGGGAUAGCGUUUGGUUCUGAACUUGCAGAUCUCAAGAUAGCAUCGUCAUCCGUAUUUAACACGUUCAACACAGCAGCGUUAACCUUUCGCAAGGAUAUUAUUGACAUAUACUCCUGCAGUUUUGCCAAUUUCCAUACUGGAACAAGGACAUAUCCAUUACUAAGAGACCAAGAAGAGGCUUUUCGUCUUGGAACUUCUUUGGGCAGAGGUGGUCUAGGUUCUAUAUAUGUUUUUGCAACUGGUAAUAGCGGGGGUGAGGAAUCGGAUAUUCUCCGGGAUAGCUGUGCUUAUGACAGAUUGGUAUCCAAUAAGUAUGUUAUUGCGGUAGCAGGCAUUCAGCAUGAUUUACAAAAACUCCCAAACGGUGAAGCAUGUAGUGCUAUGAUGGUUGCCGCGUUUACAGCUGCACCUGGUACUGGAUCAUUCAAACUGACAACGACAGACAUUGAAAAUUCUUACACGCAAAAUUUCAACCAGAAUUCAGCAGCAACACCAAUGGUUUCUGGAGCUGUAGCGCUUGCUCUCAGUGCUAAUCCACGUUUAACAUAUCGCGAUAUAAUGCACUUAAUUGUGGAAACUUCAAGCUACGAUCUAAAGGAUCCUAAAUAUAUGUCAUAUUUCUUUCAAAACGCUGCAAACCACUCCGUAUCGUCAUAUUUUGGAUUUGGUUUGCUAAAUAUUGGAAAGCUUGUGGAAAAAAGUAAAACAUGGAAUAAUGUUCCACCGAGAAUUGACUGCACCAAUAUUGUUACCUUUAAUAUAGGACUGAGAAGUCACAAUAAUUAUUUUGCUGUUCCUUUCGAUAAAUGCAGAGCUUCAUAUGUAGAACAUGUAGAAGUAUUGCUUAAAGUUAACAAUCAACACGCAGGACAAAUAAAGUGGGAUUUAAUUUCUCCAUACGGAACAAAAUCUACAGUUCUACCUGGAAGAGGAUUAGAUUCGACAACAAACAUGGAUCUUACCGUGUUAACUGUUCAGAUGUGGGGGGAAAAUUCGAUCGGAUAUUGGAAAUUGGAACCAUCACCUGUUUUUGGUAAAAGAUUAGAAAAUGGUACGAUAGACUCGAUAGCAAUAACAAUUCAUGGCUUUGAUUGUACUUAUGACAGCCGAUGUUUAAGUCCUGCACAGCAAGAGAAAGGUAGAUGGAGCCUAUGGUCGCAAUGGUCGCAAUGGUCGGCAUCGUGUGGAUCAGGAACAAGAACUCGAUACAGAGAAUGCAUAGGACUCAGCGUUUCCAGAUUUUGCGAUGGCAAGAGCUCUCAGAAAAUUACUAGUACUUUACCUGUAUGUCCACCUAAUACAAAUGGAGAUAACAAUUGUCCGUCUUCAUCAAGUUUAACAAGUAGAUGUGUUGAGCAGUGUUCAUCGGACAAUGAAUGCAGGGGACAAGGAAAAUGUUGCUACAACGGAUGUGGUCAUACAUGUGAACGUACAGAUAUAUACUGCAAAGAAAGUGUAUCGGGUCUUAAUUAUAGAGGAACGGUCAACAUCACAGAAUCCGGCCUGACUUGUCAAGCCUGGUCACAAAAUGCACCACAGUCACAUAAAUUUACAGUACAGCUUGCUGACCAGCACAAUUAUUGUAGAAAUCCAGACAAAUCAGCAAAACCAUGGUGUUAUACUACAGAUCCUAAGAUACGAUAUCAAUUUUGCAACAUACCUGUUUGUGAUAUAGACUGCAAGAGAAGUGAAGCGGGUCUUAAUUAUAGAGGAACAGUUGAUAUCACAGAAUCCGGCCUGACUUGUCAAGCCUGGUCACAGAAUGCACCACAGUCGCAUCAAUUUACAGUACAGCUUGCUGACCAGCACAAUUAUUGUAGAAAUCCAGACAAAUCAGCAAAACCAUGGUGUUAUACUACAGAUCCUAAGAUACGAUAUCAAUUUUGCAACAUACCUGUUUGUGGAAAACAGCCUGCAAAAUGUAGACCAUCGACAAGCUUACCUUCAGGAUUUAUGAGACAGUGUUUAACAGAUCAAGAUUGUUUUGGAAUAGAAAAAUGUUGUCAUAAUGGACAGGUUAAAUCAUGUAGCUUACCGGAUUAUUGA
Mytilus trossulus (common blue mussel) is the source of this 2548-nucleotide messenger RNA. RefSeq names its product neuroendocrine convertase 2-like. Gene Ontology annotation, biological process: protein processing. The coding region runs from base 14 to 2548 and encodes 844 amino acids. Gene Ontology annotation, molecular function: peptidase inhibitor activity; serine-type endopeptidase activity. NCBI's taxonomy places the organism in Eukaryota, Metazoa, Mollusca, Bivalvia, Mytilida, Mytilidae. Gene Ontology annotation, cellular component: Golgi membrane; extracellular region; trans-Golgi network. The transcript is spliced from 21 exons. The record is from RefSeq and is a predicted model, not a curated record.